Capsella rubella is the source of this 697-nucleotide messenger RNA. Its product is annotated as WEB family protein At1g75720. Lineage: Eukaryota; Viridiplantae; Streptophyta; Magnoliopsida; Brassicales; Brassicaceae. The transcript is spliced from 2 exons. The record is from RefSeq and is a predicted model, not a curated record. The coding region runs from base 11 to 610 and encodes 199 amino acids.
CUAGACAUAUAUGAUGGAGACGGUGAAGAGAGCAGAGAUAGACACAACGGCACCUUUUAAAACUGUCAAAGAAGCUGUUGCUUUGUUUGGCGAAAGAGUCUUAGCGAGCCAAGUCUAUUCCAACCAUCUCAAAGUGAUGCAGGAUGAGAAAUGGGAAGAAGAUUCAUCAGGGAUUGAGACAGAGCUUGAAGAGACAAAACAUGAUCUCAAAAGGGCAAAGGAAGAAAGCAAAAAAAUGAGAAACUCAUUGUUUUGUCUUAAGGAAGAGCUUGAACGUACAAAACAAGAGCUCCAGAAGCUGAGAAUAGAUCCUGAGGAACCAGAUAAGAGAAGAAACGACGAGACUGUAUUCAAAACCAAAUUCGAAGUGUUAGUUCCUCGGGCUGAUGAUGAACCAAUCAGAAGUCCGACGUUGAGAUCGAUGAGUGAGAAGAGAUACGUGAAAUUCGCAAACCCGAAUGGUAAUAAUGGUUCUGUGGUGGAGAUGUUUCUUGAGAGACAUCCUUCGAUGAAAAAGAAGGAGAAGAAGACGAAGACAAAGAAGAAGAAGAAGAGUUUGAUCCCUUUGUUUAUUGGUGGGAUAUUUUCUAAGAAAAAGGUUUUGCAAUGAAACAGUUUGGUUUCUAAAAAAUUUUUUUGCUAUGUUUGUGUGUGUGUGUUUUUUUCCAUAAUAAUGUUACAUACAUGUAUUCAUGUA